Erigeron canadensis is the source of this 2100-nucleotide messenger RNA. RefSeq names its product tRNA threonylcarbamoyladenosine dehydratase. Gene Ontology annotation, molecular function: ubiquitin-like modifier activating enzyme activity; tRNA threonylcarbamoyladenosine dehydratase activity. The transcript has 12 exons. NCBI's taxonomy places the organism in Eukaryota, Viridiplantae, Streptophyta, Magnoliopsida, Asterales, Asteraceae. Bases 246 to 1652 code for a protein of 468 amino acids. The record is from RefSeq and is a predicted model, not a curated record. Gene Ontology annotation, cellular component: plastid. Gene Ontology annotation, biological process: cyclic threonylcarbamoyladenosine biosynthetic process.
AAGUAAUUUGGCCUCUGUGUAUGUGGCUCAACCUUCGCUUACCUUUGACAAGGCAGUGAGUAACACAACUCUGUUCUGUUUUGUGUUCCUGAUUGUCUGCAGCUCGAAAUCAUUAUUCGAGAAUAUUUUUUUUUUCUGUUGUAAAAUAAUAAUAAAUAAUACUUCUGCUUAUUGAGAUACAUACAUAUAUAUAUAUACAGAGCACAUAAUUUUUCAGUUCUUCACACAUUGAAUAUCCAUUCAGAAUGAUGGAAGAAAGAGCAAAGUAUGCGGGUUUGAUAGGAGCAGGUGCCCUUUUGGGCUCCAUUACUGCCACCAUAGCUCUUCUCAAAUUUCUUCCAUCAUCAUUAUUUAGAGAAACUGAUAAUAAGGUUCAAUGUAGUAAUUAUGAAAAGUCGAAUGGUAAAGCAGUUUUUUCUGCUCCAGUGUUAGAAGACAAUAGUUAUCUAAGAGAAGAACUGGACCCUGCUGACCUUUUAAAAGACGAAAUAGUUUCUGAGCAGCUCACCAGGAAUAUCCAGUUCUUUGGUUUUGAUGCCCAACAAAAGGUGACAUCUUCAUAUGUUGUAGUCAUUGGCCUUGGAGGGGUUGGGAGUCAUGCUGCAUCCAUGCUUUUGAGAUCAGGAGUUGGCAGACUCCUCCUUGUGGACUUUGACCAGGUUUCACUUUCAUCUUUAAAUCGACAUGCAGUAGCUACAAGAAUGGAUGUUGGCACCCCAAAAGCAUUAUGCCUUAAGAAACACUUCUCAUCAAUUUAUCCAGAGUGCCACAUAGAUGCUAAGGUGAUGUUGUAUGAUGCUUCAUCAGAAGAAGAAAUUCUUUCAGGCCAUCCCGAUUUUGUUUUGGACUGUAUUGAUAACAUUGAUACAAAGGUGGCUCUUCUUGCUGCAUGUGUACGUAGAGGUUUAAAAGUUUUAUCUGCUACAGGAGCUGGUGCAAGAGCUGACCCAACAAGAAUCCGUGUGGCUGAUUUAAGAGAAUCGACUAAUGACCCACUAUCUAGAUCUGUUAGACAUCGUUUAAGAAGAGAUCAUGGGAUUGAAGGUGGGAUUCCUGUAGUUUUCUCCUUGGAAAAACCAAAGGCAAAACUGCUUCCCUUUAAGGGACCUAAUGGAGAUGAAGAGAAUCCUUCAGACUACCAAGUAGUGCCUGGAUUCAGGGUUCGAAUAAUCCCUGUUUUAGGAACAAUACCCGCUAUUUUUGGACAAAUUAUGGCAUCAUACGUUUUGACACAACUGGCAGAAUUUCAAGUCCACAUGGAACCUAUUGUGAACUUUGAUGUGGAUCAUUACAGUGUGCUACAUCAGCGCCUUAUUGAACAUGAGGAGUUGAUUUGUGGCACAUCCGACCAAGUUCAGGUGGAUGUUGAAGAAGUGAUGUAUGUUGCCAAAGAAUUGUGGCAUUGUCGAAGCGCGAGAGAUCAAACUAAAAAAGAAGUUGGGCGUGGAAUGUGGCGUUCAGUGAACGAGUUAAUGCUCGUGAGAUGGGACAGUUCCAAGCCAGCAUCUGCAUCGAAUUUAAUUCUUCUAAAAUUUGCAGAGGCUGACGAACAUGAGGCAAAUACACUUGAAGAUAUAAAGGAACAUGAACCAGAGUUUUUCACUCGGGUUACAUCCACACUAAAGCGAGCUGAAUUAGACUUGGGCUUGUAGUGUCAUUAAAUUGAAAUCUUGAAGCUGAUUUUAUGGUAAUUAUGGCAUCAUUUGUCAAGGCGCUUUAUUGCUCGAUUAUCGCGUGCUUACCCAACACUCAGUUUUGCCCAGAUAUGGUAAAAGAAACUAGGGGUGUUUUUUCUGGGUUGCUCUUAUAAACCAUACUUCGCCACACUGGGACCACCAAAUGAUCCAAGAUUUUUUGAAGUUUGACAUCUUAUGAAAGACUUCUAGGUAGCAAAAGGCUGUGUUAUGGUUGGUCUUCUUAUUCCAUUGUUUUGAGCUGCCAUUGUUGUAUGUUUAAAAGAUGAAAUUGUAGUUUCGAGCUGCCAUAAUUGUGUGAUUUAAAUGAAACUUAGAACGUGGAGUACCUUAUAUGUAGUUUGUAAAAUUGCAUUUCAUAGACCAUAAUGCGGAAAUGGUAGCUCCAGGAGAAAUGUUAGCAUCC